AUUUCUCCUCUGCAUAUUGAGGAUACCAGACUGGGAGGUCGCAGGAGACCACGCGUACGAGCAUGACCGGCGCCAUGCAGGGCCUCAAGCACGCCGCAGAACAGACCAAAGUGGUCGUCAAGCUACCGACGAAAUGGAUCCACAUGUAUGGCGACUUCAUCACCAAGAACGCAGGCGCAGUGGGACAGGUCGAAGGCGCAUUGCGAUCUCUCACCUAUCUCGCACCAGGAGGUAUGCGCAUGUCCGAUGUGGGAACCGAAGGACUCAACUCCAGCCUCCAACUACUGUCGCUAUACCAUGACAACUUGCUCUCUCGUGCGCUGGCGCACACUCUACGAACACAACCGCGACACCAGAGUCCUCACAACCGAUACACGAGAUUCUAUUGCCAGAAGAGCCCGACGUAUCGAAGGAUGGCGACCACCUUGACAGUCGUGCAAUACACCGAGCUUCUGUUGGAGAUGAUGGCGAAGAGGAAGGGCGAGAAAGCGAAAUGGAGACUGGUGAUAUUCCUCGAGGCGGUCAAAGCAGUUUGCAGGCUCAUCAUGAUGCGCCUGACAAAUUCGCGGCCACUGCUUACUCCUCCUCUGCCCGAGAGAGAGGUCGUAGAAGAGAAAGCCGCACCAGAGGAAGAAGAGCUAUCCACACCACCGUCAGAGCCUUCAGAGCCCGGUAGCGAACAAUGGACAAUGCCUCGGACCUCCCUCACAUUACCACCUCUGCCAGAUGCGAACGAUAUAUCUUCAUACCUCUUAUCGAAAGUGCUCACGGCAGACGACAUCAAGCCUCCCAAGCAACUUGUCCAUCGCACAUCUGGAUUUGGUGAGAUCGCUGAAGUCAUGUUCAUUCUCCGGCCAGUAAUUUACGCGACUGCAAUGGCAUACUGGUGCCAGCGAGAAGAUGGCAGAGGCAAAGCGGACUGGAGACCUUGGUUGCUCGGACUGAGCAUUGAAUAUGGCGCGCGUUCCCUUGCGAAGCGCGAUCUUGACAGCAGGCGACCUGGAGGCGUGGCACGCGGUCUCACACAGUUGGAGCGAGAAGAGAUCAAGAAGCGUGGGUGGUCACUCGCCUGGUGGACGAUGCGAGGGGCGUUCUAUGAGAACAUUACGAGGACGAUGAUUCAAGGUGCGGCUAAUAAGCUGAAGGGCAAGCCAAUCUUGGACAUGGUCGGAACGUUUAUUGAAGACUACGAGUUCCUGUGGGAUGAAUACUACUUCCCGACGGCGACACUUUGAAGUGAAGCGGAGGGGGUAUUCAUAUGUUCUUUGUUUUUCAGCGAGCGUUGAUUGAUGAGUACAGCGAAGGUAUUGCCGUGUGGUUUCCAAGUAUCACACUAACGGGAUACCUAUAUCUAUUAUCUAUGUAUGCAUGAUAACA
This is a messenger RNA of Sphaerulina musiva SO2202, 1377 nucleotides long. Its product is annotated as peroxisome membrane protein. The transcript has a single exon. The record is from RefSeq and is a predicted model, not a curated record. Gene Ontology annotation, cellular component: peroxisomal membrane. Gene Ontology annotation, biological process: peroxisome organization. The coding region runs from base 63 to 1235 and encodes 390 amino acids. NCBI's taxonomy places the organism in Eukaryota, Fungi, Ascomycota, Dothideomycetes, Mycosphaerellales, Mycosphaerellaceae.